Messenger RNA from Linum tenue, 1716 nucleotides. The record is from the annotation of a GenBank genome assembly. NCBI's taxonomy places the organism in Eukaryota, Viridiplantae, Streptophyta, Magnoliopsida, Malpighiales, Linaceae.
AUGCCUUGCGAUUAUACGGUUGUUUAUCACAAUCACUAUCUGUAUUUAUUUAGCUGGUUGAACUGCCUACUUAUCUCCAGGAUGGAGCCUGUUGGCAAGUCCAGUGGCAUUAGAAUCGGCGACCUUCCUGCCGAUGUGAUAAAGCACAUUCUCGUGUUCUUACCCAUCAAAGAUGCAGCCAGAACUAGUGUCUUGUCAAGGAAAUGGAGGUAUCUUCGGAGAAGUAUUCAUCAACUCGUCUUUGAUGAUGAUUUCGCCCUAAUUCCUCAACAUCUGACUGAUUCUGAACUAAAAGUGACCAGUAAGCAAAUCAUGUUGGACAUUUACAAAUGCCUGCUUGUUCAUGAUGGGCCAAUAACCAAGUUUGUGCUUUCCAUCCCUGGAUUAUGCUCUUGCGAUGCUGAGGUGGACCACGUCGUUCUUUACCUCUCUAGUAAAGGUGUCGAGGACCUUACUCUUGUAUUUGAAGCUUUUGACAGCGACAUAGACGAUUAUCGGAUGCAUCUUUCCCUCUUUUCUGCUCCUCACCUGAAGUCCCUGACACUCGAGUCUUGUGAACUCACACCACCAUCUUGGUUUGUUGGCUUUAGUAAGCUUACCCAUCUUCGAUUGGAUCUUGUUAUAUUGCCCGAUGAUUUCUUCCAGAAUUUCCUUUCUAAGUGCCCGAUGCUUGAAUUUUUGAGGGUUGUAUGCUGUGGCUGUCCUGCUAACCUUGAGAUUGUGGCUCCUUCACUCAAAUCCUUCGAGUUUGUGGGAUCCUUCCAGGAUAUCUGCUUCAAGUGUACUCCACUUCUGUCAUUUGUCUCACUAAAUGCGUGGGAUACCCACACACACGAAAUGGGAGCUAUUUUUGCUUCUCUCCCGUCACUCCGCCAGUUCUUGGUUAAGUAUAACUUCCUGAAACGACCUGCUGCAGGUGAUAGAAACGUCCCCACCAGGCUUCCUAUCCCUCUUCACCUGUUAGAAGUCCUCAAUGUGAUAUGUAUCGCCUUCGAUGGUCAGGGAUCGGAACAUAUAUUUUUUUGCUUGAUCAUGAGUUCCCCCAACUUGCGCAGGCUCACAGUUCAGUUGAAUGCUAAUCAACUGUAUGAUCAGCCUGCAAAGAAUGGAACUACUGGCACACGUAGGCUAUUGGAAGUAGAGGACUGCUCUGGAUCUUCGGAUUGUCUUCGGCAUCUAAGAGAGUUCAGAAUUGACCAUAGUCAUGGUACACAGGUUGAGCUGGACCUUGUGAGGUUCAUACUAGCCACUGCGCCACUACUACAGUUGAUUCAUGUUACACCUGAAUAUAAAUUGUCCCCCCAGAAGAUUAUUAAGUUCAUGAAGGAGGCUAUGCAAUAUACGCGUGUUUCUAAAGAAGCUAAGGUUAUGUAUGGACGCUGAGGAGGAGUGACACCUUUUAUGCAGAUAGCCAACUUUGAUGGCAGUGUUGUGACCACCAUUAGGUCUGAUAUUUGAACUUUGAUCCAUCAUUUUGGGCUUAUGUUCUCUUUUUUAGGCUGAAAUAUGCAACUCAUUGGAACAAAACUAUCCGGUAAUGUAGCAUAUCUCUUCUUUGAUAACUGCAGCGUGGCUAAUCGUAGGUAGCAUGCUCGAAGAUCCUUGGUUCCAAAAGGCACGGAGUUCGAAAGAUAUGUUGAUGUACUAUCAUAUCUUCGAAUGGAUCUUCUUAUGUAGCGUCCUAGAGAAAUAUGUUUAAGGAGAAAUGUAGUUGAA